Molecule: messenger RNA, 3134 nt
Organism: Haplochromis burtoni (Burton's mouthbrooder)
Lineage: Eukaryota; Metazoa; Chordata; Actinopteri; Cichliformes; Cichlidae
Product: NACHT, LRR and PYD domains-containing protein 14
Exons: 7
Coding region: 106-1293 (395 amino acids)
Molecular function (GO): protein binding
Source: RefSeq, a predicted model, not a curated record
CUGAGUGUUCAGGAGUUUCUGGCUGCUCUUCAUGUCCAUCUGACCUUCAUCAACUCUGGAAUUAAUGUGCUGGAAGAACAACAAACAACCUCCCAGAAGUCUGAAAUGGGACAAUCUACACUUAAGCACUUCCACCAGAGUGCUGUGGACAAGGCUUUACAGAGUCCAAAUGGACACCUGGACUUGUUCCUCCGCUUCCUUCUGGGUCUUUCAUUACAGAACAGUCUGAUUCUCCUACGAGGAAUGCUCACACAGACAGGAAGAAACUCACAGAGCAGUCAGGAAACAGUCCAGUACAUCAAGAAGAAGCUCAGUGAGAAUCUGUCUGCAGAGAAAAGCAUCAAUCUGUUCCACUGUCUGAAUGAACUGAAUGAUCGUUCUCUAGUGGAGGAGAUCCAACAGUGCCUGACAUCAGGAAGUCUCUCCACGGAGAAACUUUCUCCUGCUCAGUGGUCAGCUCUGGUCUUCAUUUUACUGUCAUCAGAAAAAGAUCUGGAUGUGUUUGACCUGAAGAAAUACUCUGCUUCAGAGGAGGCUCUUCUAAAACUCCUACCGGUGAUCAAAGCCUCCAACAAAGCUCUGCUGAGCAUCUGUGAACUUUCAGAGAGAAGCUGUAGAGCUCUGUCCUCAGUUCUCACCUCCCAGUCCUCAAGCCUGAGAGAGCUGGACCUGAGUAACAAUAGCAUGGAGGAUUCCGGAGUGAAGCUUCUGUCUGAAGCAGUGGAGAGUCCACAUUGUAAACUGAGAACUCUGAGACUGAGUCUUUGUAACCUCUCAUUGAGAAGCUCUGACAGUCUUUCUGCUGGACUGCAGAAUCUGAACUGCAAGCUGACUAGUCUGAGACUGAGCGCCUGUAACCUCUCAGAGAGAAGCUAUCAAGCUCUGUCGUCGUUUCUUAGCUCCCGGUCCUCUAGUCUGAGAGAGCUGGACCUGAGUAGCAACAAUGUGCACGAUUCAGGCGUGAAGCUUCUGUCUGGCGCAGUGGAGACUCCACAAUGUAGACUUAAAACUCUCAGUCUGUCAGGCUGUUUGGUCACAGCAGAUGGCUGUACUUUUCUGGCCUCAGCUCUGAGCUCCAACCCCUCCCAUUUGAAAGAGCUGGACCUGAGCUACAAUCAUCCAGGGUUUUCAGGAAAAAAGCUGCUGCUGGCUGGACUGAAGAAUCCACGCUGGAGACUUAAGACUCUCAGGGUGGAGCCUGCUGGAGUCCGAUGGUUAAAACCAGGUCUGAGGAAGUCGAGUCCUGCAUUUAGGUCCUCUCUUCUCUCUCACCACACCACACCACGAUGCUGACAGAAUGACGAGACUCGUGCUGCGAAGACAUGAUAUGAACCCAGUGGACCUCGAAUUAUACCAAUGGCAGCAGGCAGCAUUCUUCUUUCUGGAAAGAGAGCUGGGGGUUAAUCUGUGGCUUAUGCUCCAAAAUGAGCAGUCUUUGAGGGAAUUCAUCUGGCUCUGGAGAGUCCUUGAAGGCACUGCAGUCCUCCACCUGCUGCCUCACCUGCACGCGAGCCUUAGCCAUGGGAAAUAGGCGCCAGCCGCUGAUCUCCAGCUGCUUGGUCCUCGUGCGUCCACCUACUGCCUCAUUCACUAGCACUCCCACCUUGUCGUGGCAAAGCGGCUCCACCUCCCAUCUCAUCCUGAUGGAGGUUACAUCAUUCAGCAGGUCUGUUGUUUCUGUCAAGAGGAGGCAAAGCUCCCGCUGCUGCCGCUGCUCUCGCAAGCAGCAAUAUCUGGUGGUGAGUGAGUCAGACAUUUUUCUUCAUUUUCACCAUGAGCCAAAGACUCCUCCUCACCAUAGACCAAAUACCCUUUCUUCUACUAAAAAAGCCAGUGAUUGGUUAUUGUCAACCUAUGGUGGAUUGUCAAAAAAAAUGUAAUUACCACCCUGCACCCAUAAAAACUGUUUUUCCCUUUUAGGCUUCACAAAGGACAUUCUUAAGUCCAGAUCUGAUCAGUUCUUUCAUCCUGUCUCCAUGCCAAGACCUGUCUCCCAGUCCCAAGACCUGUCUCUCAGCCUGCUCCUGUUCACAGUGCCGUUAGGGCCCAGCCAGUCCCUGUACCACUCCGCGGGCAGAUAGCGCUCAGCAUUUUUCCCCGCACCCUUGCCAGUUCCUCGGGUAGGGGCAACUGACGUCCAGCCGUCACCCAUUCCCAUGCCUGCUCCCAGGGCAAGGACAGCUGAGACCCAGUCCACUCCAGCACCCAUACCUGUUCCCCGGGCUUGGGUGACUGGUGUCCAGCCAGCUCCUGCACCUGUCCCUACACCUAAGGUGAGGGAAGCCACUCAACCCAUCCCUGCAUCCAUACUUGUUUCUUGAGUUGGGACGGCUAGGGUCUGGCCAAUUCCAACACCUGUUCCGGUGCCAAGUCUCCACCAGAGGUUUCCCACCUGUGGGUCCUGCUUUUUCUCCACUAGAGAGCUUUGCCAAAUCACGCCACCAGCAACCUUCCCACCUGUUAGAGGUGUCCCAUCACCUCUGCUGGUCCACAGUGGAGCAUCGCGGGUGCUGCCGCUGGCCACACAACCACCCACCUGAACUAAUUUGUCUAUGGCACUGGCCACACAGUUGCCCACUCGAACGGAUUCAUGCGGUCAUCCACCCAAACUAAAUCAUCUUAGCAACUGGUCACGCAGCCGCCCACCGAAACUCAUUUAUUUUUAACUCAUUAUCCAGUAUAUUUAAGUCAUCAGUUUUCCUCAGUUACUUGUCUUGUCCUCUAAUCUGCAUGUGUGUUUUCUGGUUCAGUUCAGUCCACCAGUCAUUCAGUUUCAGUCAGUUUAUGUUCUGUCCAUCCAGUCCUUGCAAUAAACACCAUCCACAUCCUCAAUCUGCCUGCAAGUCCUCCAGUUGGGUCCUCUCUUCUCUCUCACCACACCACACCACAACACUGACAUCUUCAAACUGUCACAUCACUGAUUUACAUCUCCGAUGUCAGUAGUCAUCAUCAAAGUGUUAAUCAAUGAACAGAUGAUGGAUCCAUAACUGCAGUUGGAUUGUGUUUGUUCUCUCCAUCAGAUUCCUGUCAACUCACAAUCGACACAAACACAGUAAAUAGAAACCUCAAACUGUCUGACAACAACAGGAAGGUGACACAUAAUAUUAUGGAGGUUCAGUCAUAUCCUGAUCAUC